Messenger RNA from Dioszegia hungarica, 339 nucleotides. RefSeq lists its product as uncharacterized. The transcript has a single exon. Gene Ontology annotation, biological process: intracellular protein transport; vesicle-mediated transport. NCBI's taxonomy places the organism in Eukaryota, Fungi, Basidiomycota, Tremellomycetes, Tremellales, Bulleribasidiaceae. Bases 1 to 339 code for a protein of 112 amino acids. The record is from RefSeq and is a predicted model, not a curated record.
AUGAUUCCCCUUUCCGGCAGACAUCAGAUCCACUCACUCUGCGCAGCCGUUAAGAACCCAGAUUCGGGCGUCCAUUCCUCCUCGGUCAACACCGCAGCUGGGGGAGGGGAAGAGGAGAAGAAGCGGAUCGAGGAGCUAGAGAAGGAGCUCGAAGGUGUCAAGGGCAAGAUGGGGGAGAAUGAGAAGGAGCAUGAGGAUCUUUUGGUAUUGCUGGAGGAGAUGAGUGAGAAGAGGAAGAAGGAUAGGGAGCGGAUAAAAGCGCUAGGCGGGGAGGUUAGUGAGGAUGAAGAGGAGGAUGAAGAGCUGGAGGUGGAUGAUGACAAGGAGGAUAAGGAAUGA